Messenger RNA from Gorilla gorilla gorilla (western lowland gorilla), 510 nucleotides. Its product is annotated as small integral membrane protein 30. The coding region runs from base 144 to 323 and encodes 59 amino acids. The transcript has a single exon. NCBI's taxonomy places the organism in Eukaryota, Metazoa, Chordata, Mammalia, Primates, Hominidae. The record is from RefSeq and is a predicted model, not a curated record.
UAAUGGCUGCUUCCUAGAAGGUCGUGUCACGUGGAACCUCUUAAUCUCAGCAUCCGGAGCUCCAGGAAGGGAAAAUUUCAAGUCAGAUAGAAUUCUAUAUAUACCAUUUCUUUGGAACCUUCAGCCCUCAAGAUUCCAACAUCAUGACCUCAGUUUCAACACAGUUGUCCUUAGUCCUCAUGUCACUGCUUUUGGUGCUGCCUGUUGUGGAAGCAGUAGAAGCCGGUGAUGCAAUCGCCCUUUUGUUAGGUGUGGUUCUCAGCAUUACAGGCAUUUGUGCCUGCUUGGGGGUAUAUGCACGAAAAAGAAAUGGACAGAUGUGACUUUGAAAGGCCUACUGAGUGGCCUACUGAGUCAAACCUCACCCUGAAAACCUUUGCGCUAUAGAGGCUAAACCUGAGCUUUGGUGUGUGAAAGGUUCCAAGAAUCAGUAAAUAAGGGAGUUUCACAUUUUUCAUUGUUUCCAUGAAAUGGCAACAAACAUACAUUUAUAAAUAAUAUUUUUAUUAU